Molecule: messenger RNA, 1665 nt
Organism: Recurvomyces mirabilis
Lineage: Eukaryota; Fungi; Ascomycota; Dothideomycetes; Mycosphaerellales; Teratosphaeriaceae
Gene: SMI1
Product: Cell wall assembly regulator
Exons: 2
Coding region: 1-1665 (554 amino acids)
Biological process (GO): cell wall biogenesis; fungal-type cell wall beta-glucan biosynthetic process
Cellular component (GO): mating projection tip
Source: RefSeq, a predicted model, not a curated record
AUGGCUCCCUCACUAGCGACACAAUGGCGCUCGUUCUGGCACACCAUCACCUCCAAUGACCGCCAUGCCUCAUACGACUCCCCUUACCGAAGCGGCAAUCACGUGCAGCUGCCUCAGAACCGGCAUUCACCCCUCACAUCCGUCGCCACGAGCGCGCUCGACUCCCGAACAGAUCUCGACCAGGACGUGGAAGCGGGCCACGGCUUUGUCAACAAUAAUGCCGGUGCUGGCCCUUCUUCACCCGCAUACUCGCCCGGCAUGCGGAAACAGCUGCAAAGGCAGAGUUCGGGCAUGGACGCCAAGAUGGAGAGCGUCGGUGCGGGCGAGAUUCAAAUGCAGAGCUUCAAUGAUGGACUACCGCCUCCACCACCAGUCGCGCAUUCUUGGCGCAGGAUUGACAGGUGGCUGGAGGACAACUACGAAGAGCUGUUUGAGAACCAGGGCGAGCCGGCGACGGUGAACGAUGUUAAUGAGUUGGAGCAUGAGCUGGACUGCACCCUACCACAAGAGGUGCGCGAAUCAAUACAGGUGCAUGAUGGACAGGAGCGGGGUGGGAUGCCGACGGGGAUACUGUUUGGAUGCAUGCUACUCGACUGCGAGGAGAUUAUCCAAGAAUGGCAGAAUUGGCGAACGGUCAACGAGGCCUACUUCAGCAGCGCAGCCAACUACGAGAUCCCACAAGCACCCAUCAAAGCCUUUGCCGGCUCCUCUUCCUCCUCCGCCGUCCCCAUCGCACAGGCCUCCUCCAACACCAACGCGCAGUGGCGCCAAGAUCUCCUCGACAAGCAGGACUCGCAACCAGCCAACGCCGUCCAAAAAGCUUACUCCCACCCCGCCUGGAUCCCACUGGCCCGCGAUUGGGGAGGCAACAACAUCUGCGUCGAUCUUGCGCCCGGCCCAACCGGGAGAUGGGGCCAGAUCAUCCUCAUGGGUCGGGACUACGACUGUAAAUACGUCGUCUCACGCUCUUGGUCCGCUUUCCUCGCCAUCGUAGCCGACGAUAUGGCAUCGAAUAAAUGGUUCAUUGACGAGGAUACUAAGGAGUUGAAGCUGCGUGAGUUUAAGCAGGCGGGGGUGGAGCCGGCAUAUAUCGAUAUCUUGAGGUGGAGGGCGGAUCAGAAAUAUGGGCGCAAGAAGCCGGCCAAGAAGAGUCUGCGGAUUAACAGUAAUGUGGCCCAGGCGGAUCAGAAUGGCUUCAGUCCUUAUGCUUCACCUACUGGAUCGGACGAAAGAGGAAGAAGUCCGAACAGAGUGUCUAAUGGCAAGGCACCGGCGACUUCGAGCCCGAGGGCGCAUGUGGGCAGUCCGCUUGCUAGGGUCACGGAGGAGAGCGCACCACAGCCGCUGAGACUGGAUACUUCGGCUCAAGCAUCGAAUGGGAGGAAGUAUGAAAAGCUGGUCUCGGUCGACACGCCUAAAUCGAGUCAUCCUUUUGCCGCGAACAUGAGCAGCUCCAAGCCGGAACAACUUGUUUCGGUCUCGCCGAUCUCGAACGAUGAGCAGGAGAAACGAGGAUCUUUCCCGUUGCCGAAGAGUAGAUUGAGUCAGAAUGUCAUGAGUUCGGAUGCGCCGGAGCUUGGGGAGCAUGAGCCCCUGGCGGGAAUGAAGGAGGUGGAGGAGGAGUUUUCCGAGGGGGAUGGGGAGAUGAAGGAUGUGAAGAUCUGA